Erigeron canadensis is the source of this 1083-nucleotide messenger RNA. RefSeq names its product GDSL esterase/lipase At5g22810-like. Bases 1 to 1083 code for a protein of 360 amino acids. The record is from RefSeq and is a predicted model, not a curated record. Gene Ontology annotation, molecular function: hydrolase activity, acting on ester bonds. NCBI's taxonomy places the organism in Eukaryota, Viridiplantae, Streptophyta, Magnoliopsida, Asterales, Asteraceae. The transcript is spliced from 5 exons.
AUGGGCAGCAUUGUUGAAUCUCUGUAUCGGAAAGCUGAUGGUUUUGUAGUGUUUUUUGUUGGCGUGUUAUUUUGGUUGAGUACAAAAGGGAACGCUCAGCCGUUAGUUCCAGCAUUGUUUAUAUUUGGAGACUCUGUCGUCGAUGUUGGAAACAAUAACCACCUAGAAACUCUUGUCAAAUCUAACUUCCCUCCUUAUGGAAGAGACUUUACCACCCACCACCCUACAGGCCGGUUCUGUAAUGGAAAACUUGCCUCUGACUUCACUGGUGAGAAUCUAGGAUUCACUUCAUACCCUCCACCCAUACUAAGCAAAGAAGCCAAUGGGAAAAACCUCUUACUUGGAGCCAACUUUGCGUCUGGUGGCUCUGGAUACUAUGAGACCACUGCCAAGCUAUAUAACACAAUUUCGUUGAACAAACAACUUGGGUAUUAUAGGGAAUACCAGAAGAAGCUAGUGGCCAUUGCAGGGAAGUCCAAUGCUUCAUCAAUAAUCACAGGCUCAAUAUACUUGCUUAGCUCUGGAAGUAGUGAUUUUGUCCAAAAUUAUUAUGUUAAUCCACUCCUCUACAAAAAAUACACAGCUUACCAAUUUGCAGACACCCUUAUCCAAGCCUAUUCCCACUUCAUCCAGGAAUUAUACGGGUUAGGGGCAAGAAAGAUCGGGGUAUCUACGCUACCACCAAUUGGUUGCCUACCAGCAUCUAUAACACUAUUUGGGGAAGAUAGCAACGAGUGUGUUACAAAGAUGAACUCAGUAGCUGAAUACUUCAAUAAAAAGCUCAACGCGACUUCCCUAACUCUGAAGUCCAAACUCACAAAUCUUAAUCUCGUUGUGUUAGAUAUCUACCAUCCUCUAUAUGACCUCAUUCAGAAGCCUACUGAUUAUGGGUUCUUUGAAGCAAGGAAGGCAUGUUGUGGGACAGGGUUGGUGGAGACAUCAUUUCUAUGCAACAAGGAGUCACCUGGUACAUGCAAAAAUGCUUCAGAGUAUGUAUUUUGGGACGGGUUUCAUCCGUCGGAAGCUGCAAACAAACUUUUAGCAGAUGACUUGCUUGCUGAUGGCAUCUCCCUUGUAUCCUGA